Molecule: messenger RNA, 2259 nt
Organism: Lytechinus variegatus (green sea urchin)
Lineage: Eukaryota; Metazoa; Echinodermata; Echinoidea; Temnopleuroida; Toxopneustidae
Product: 39S ribosomal protein L48, mitochondrial-like
Exons: 6
Coding region: 60-629 (189 amino acids)
Biological process (GO): translation
Cellular component (GO): mitochondrial ribosome
Molecular function (GO): structural constituent of ribosome
Source: RefSeq, a predicted model, not a curated record
CGAAGGGUCACAGUCAUCGCCUGUUUUCCUCACAAUUCAGUUUCAAAUUUGCGAUAAAAAUGUUGAAAAACAUAUUGAAUGUUGUUCGAAAUCACACUGUCCUUGUAAGGAAAGAAAUAGUUCACAAAUAUCUCCUGCCAUCCAUGGUUCACCAACAAGUUCGUCAUUAUGAUGAUUUUGAUACAGAAUUUGAGCAGAUGAAGACACAACAGGUUCCAGACCAAGAGAUUCCUCCAGCCAAAGACUCUACAGUUUAUGAAAUCAUGAACUUCAAGGUCCAAGGGUAUGACUGUACAUUGGUUGAACACUUUGCUCAGUAUGCCCAUAACCUAGCCAAGAACAUGGAACUCAAUAUCUUUGAGAGCUAUGCUAUGCCCACCAAAUCAACGCUGAUACAUACAAUACAAAAACCAGGUACACCUGAGAAAGAGAAAGUUAGAGACUUCACUUUACACACACAUGAAAGAGUUAUACAGAUUCAAGAUCUUCCAAGCACGACAGCACCUCUCUUCACUGAAAUGCUUCAGCUGAAUCUACCUGAGGGUGUACAAAUGAAGAUAGAACCACACACUCAAGAACACUUCAAGGAGCGCUACAUCAGGAAGGAGAUCCCAGACUCAUUAUUAUGAAGACCUAUCAAGAAUAUUGUAGCAUAAAAGACUAUCAUCUUGUGUAGAAAUUUAUUGUGGCCUUGGAAAGAUAGACAUGAAACAGGAUAUGGAUAUUGUGCAGCAUGUGUAAAGAGAGAGUGAUCAGUAUUCUGGAUGAUGCUACUUCAUGUUGCAGACCUGACCACCUGACCCGAUCACCUGGCCUGAUCAUGUGACCUUGUGACCUGAUCAAAUCUUGAUUUGACAGAAAGUACAGCCAUAUUUGAAGAUUAAUGAAGGUUGUGUUGAGAUGCUGGAUUUCACAUUUGCUUUCCAUAUCCCCCAUUGGUUUGUUGAAAUUGGAGGAUUUAGCAAUUGAUUACUGAAAUUCUUCUUGGAAGAUAUAGAGGUGUCAAAAAUUCUUGAAAGAAAUUACAAUGUUGAAAUACAUGGAUGAUGUCAUCAAGAUAAUGGAAAGUAAAAAUGACAGGAAACAACUUUAUUUAUUUUAUUCGGGGAUAUUCUUCUUCAUAGUAAAGGCAAAAUAAUUCAACAUGUUAUGUUGGGUCAUUUAUCAACUAUGAAAAUGUACUGAAACAGUAAAUCGAUCCAAUAUCAUACAAAUCUGAAAAAAGGACAUUUCAAACAUGUGGUACUCAAAUCAUCUCCUUUAGGCGACUAUUGCUACAGUUAAAAACUUAAAGAUUUACCUUUACCUUUACCUCAGGUAUGAAUCAACAUGUAUUGAAGUAUUGAAGUAUAAGGCACUUAUGUACCAGUGCAAUUAUUGUAAAUGUUAUUGACAAUAUGCAUUAGGACGAGCUAUUAUUUGAAUAACAAUGAUUGCUAUUGGAAUUGCAUUACUGUCUUUACUUUAUCCAUGUAAAGUUAUUAAAUAUUUUGAAAAUCAGUAUAUUAAAGUACAAAUAAAGAUGUGGGUGAAUUGAGUUAUUUGAAAGCUGUUUCAUUUUGUAUUCAUUCCUAUGAAUUGUUCCUGUUUGAUUGACGAGGAAACUUCAUUGUCACAUAUUUUGAUGAGCCAUAUGCCAGCUCUUAAUUUCUACUUUAUAUAAAUAUAUGUGCGUAUAUAUACAUGUGAGAAUUUAUACGUGUACAACAGCUUUGGAAACUCUUUUUAUUUACAUAUAAGAAUGUUGUGAUAGAAACGAAUGAAGAGAACAAUGGUAGGCGUAGCUUGAAUCGAGUUUGCCCAGAGCUAUUUAUCCUGUGAAAACUUUGGUGAGGCCAAAAGAUAUAUGUUUGUUGGGAAAAAUUAUUGUAGGUUUCGUGGAAGUUGCUGUUAUUGUACCUCAUACUACUGUUUCAGUCCUCACUGAUGGUUAUUGAAAAGGUAGUAUCUCUGACUUUUGUGCAAAAAAAAAUUAUCUUCAGAAAUAUUUCUGCUUCUUUCACUUUUCAAUUGUAUUCAUAUGCUUUCACUAUAAACUUAUUUUUCAAUAUGUUUACCGUUUCUCCUUCUUCACCCCAAAGUACCUUGAAUCUUUCAAACUAUUCUUGUAGCUCUUCAAUUGAUCUACUUUAUAUUUUCACUUUUUCUACUCACGUAGCCUUUUGUGAUGUAGAAACUUUGCAGUAGGCCUAUAUUUUCUUCGAGCAGCUAUAUAAUUACUUGCCGCUUAUCCUAAAAACAUGUGUUGCUACAAUUUAA